Molecule: messenger RNA, 609 nt
Organism: Gigantopelta aegis
Lineage: Eukaryota; Metazoa; Mollusca; Gastropoda; Neomphalida; Peltospiridae
Exons: 5
Coding region: 89-493 (134 amino acids)
Source: RefSeq, a predicted model, not a curated record
UGUUACAUCUACAUUGUAGUGGAACUUUGUAACAACCGUUUAUGACGGGAGGAAAGUCAACGGAGUUUUAGGAAUCAAUCGGCGUAGUAUGCUGAUGAUACCGGAUUCUGUGACAGAUCCAUCAAAAUGCAACAAAAGAACCAUUAACAACCAUGACUUUGAAAAGCGUUUUGUUGCUAUGAAAGACCCAGUUAAACGAGAAUGUAUGGUGAAGCCGCUUGGGAAAAGAGAAACAUACGAAGAAACAAAAAAGGCUUUGGACAGUGGGAGUGAAUUCAUCCAGAGUUUGGAACACUGGUUAAUGCCAGAUAGCCCGUUACCGAAGGACCGUGUGGAGAGAGAGAUUGGAAGUAUGUUGGCCGACUUCUGUUCAGAUUCCGCUGUUUACAUGCUCAAAAGAGCUACAAACACUCAAUUGAUGCGAACAAAGCGUUGCAUCGUGUGUCUCUGGUGUAGUGGUUUAGUCGGGAGCGCACAGUCCUCUAGAAGCUAAAUCAGUCCGGAGUUACCCGAAAACAGAUAACAAAUAAGCUGUAUACUGCAUGCUGGAUGUAGCUUAUUGUGUUAUUAGCAGAAAAUAAAUUUAACCAAAAAAAAACCCCCACUAAA